AUGACGAACAAAGAUGAACAAGUGGAACUAGCAAAAUUAGCUGAACACGCAGAACGAUAUAAUGAUAUGGUGACUGCUAUGAAAAAAGUCGUUGAAUCGAAUAGUGAACUAACAAAUGAAGAGCGCAAAAUGGCUGAAGAAGCGCAAGAUGCCUACAAGAAUGCUUUCGAUAUGGCCAAGAAUCAUAUGCCAGUAACGCAUCCAAUUCGACUUGGUCUUGCUCUAAAUUGCUCUGUCUUUUAUUACGAAAUUCGUAACGAACCGGAUGUAGCUUGUCGCUUGGCCAAACAGCUAUGGACUAGUGAUGAAUCUGGUAUCGACAAUAUAAAUGAAACUGAAGAACAGUAG
Molecule: messenger RNA, 348 nt
Organism: Rotaria sordida
Lineage: Eukaryota; Metazoa; Rotifera; Eurotatoria; Philodinida; Philodinidae
Source: the annotation of a GenBank genome assembly